GCUGGUUUACCCUGUAGCCUCACUGAAAACACCAUGACAUGAUGAAGCAACAGAGAUACUUGUCGCACAGAGAUUUCUGCAGCAUUUUUUGUGUGUGAUUCUUUGCUUAUCUCAAAGACAACAUGCCCCACGCUCGAAAUAGGAACCCCAGCCCCAUCCCAGAGGUAACAUGGGACACGGGACUGAAGGAGAUGAACGAGACCUGGAAAGGAGCUAUAGCCUGUCUCGGGGUUGCCGUCUUUUUUGUCAUGACUAUCGGGAUCAUUUAUUGGCAAGUGGUGGACCAGCCUAACAAGAACUGGAUCCUCAGGGGGACUUUUAGCGGACUGAUCUGGGAGAGAAGAACCCACUCGCUGGUCAUACAGACCCUGGCGGAGGACAAGACCUAUGUGGAGAUAGACGUUGGGAACGUGGGGAACCCCGACGAGGUUCCCUUUGUGAGGAACCUGUGCUGGCUGAAUAAAACCGAGUUCUGCUAUACAUGGGACUCGGUGGCCGAGGUGAAGAUUUCCCUGGAGGUGAAUGAGGAGACGGAGUGCUACAGUAUGACCUGGGUGCCGGUGCACUGUCAUGUGGAGCUGAAGGACUGCUUCUCCAUGACCAACGUGUCCUGGUACGGUGGUGCUAGUGUCCGUGGUCAGACCUGGCCCAUCAACGAUCAGAACGCCACCAUGCAGCCGUUUGUUGUGAGUGAUCUUAAGAACAAUCCAUUUGGCUUCGGCUCCGCUUUGGAGCGCUACUUCCUGGGCUCAUCAGGUGUGGCAGUGCUUGUUUCUCCUGAUAUUCCUCUGCAGCUGGGGCUGGACAGCCGACAGCAGUUCUGCCUGCAGUCGCUGCCCAGUAUGGAGCGAGAGCCUCUGCAGUACACCGUGUGUGUGGCCAACAAUGUGAAAGCUGCUCACCAGGAAGCAGUGCAGCAACUGUACCAGCACAGCAGGGAGCUGCCCAACAUGAACGCACUGUGGCUGCCGUUCUGGAAGCUGCUCACUAACAUGGAUUCAGGGCCGAAGGUGGAGAGGGAGCUGAGGACUUUCUCUAAUCGUCUGAAGAGACACCAGCUUGGGGAGGGAGUCAUCAGCCUCAAUGAACAUUCCACCACCCUCCUCUCCGACAUGGACCAUGACUACCUCAACAGCAGGAAAAGGGGGAUGUCCAAGAGACUGACCAGGGACCUCCCACUUGUCAAGCUUCUUAACAUUUCCAUCACCCUGUCCCCUUUCCUGGGGGUGGACACCACGCAGUUCCACACCUCCCUCAUGGACGGCACCGAGGCCUUCUGGCUCAGCCUCCCCUCAGCGCCUCAGGGACAGCUGAGCCCUGUGAUGAGUCAGUGGCGAGGAAAGUUCUGUGUAAAGCUAAACAUCACCAACCCUGGAGCGGUGAGCUGGUUUCUGGACAGGGUGGGGUCCCUGCAGGCACACCUAGGGAUGGAGUAUGUGGUGCUGGAGGGGGCCGAGGGGAAUCUGUUUGAGGAGCAAGCUCUGAGGCCUCCACAGGCUCUCGGGGGAGACAAGUACAUCAGCCUGCUGGCCGACAUGGCCACACGGAUAGGAGACUCCACCAUCGUGACAGCGGGGACACGGUCAAGCCACAAGCCUCUGUUUGUGAGGAUGAGCCCCUUGCAGUCCGACUGGAGCCCAAUGGGCCUGAAGGGCAUCAUUCCCUCCCUGCUGCACCACACUCUGCUGGGAUACAACUUCCUCAUUCCUGAUGCAGUAGGUGGUUCUCUCUCUGGAGACCUGGUCACAGAUGAGGAGUUGUUCAUCCGUUGGCUGGAGAUCACAGCUUUCCUUCCUGUUAUCAGCUUCCACACGCCACCCUGGGUCUGCGGAGAGGACCGGGUGUUAAACCUCACACGGGCCUACAUAGCAAAACACCAGAGGGAUGUGGUCCCACUGAUAGAAAAGUAUGCAGAUGAGUGGCAGAUGACGGGAAACCCCAUCUACAGGCCGAUGUGGUGGCUCAGUCCCAGUGACCCUGUGACUUUCACCAUCGAUGACCAGUUCCUCAUCGGAGACGAGGUUCUAGUGGCACCGGUGCUGGAGAAGGGGGCAGUGCAGAGGGAUAUUUAUUUACCUGACGGGGGCUUCCAGUGGCAGGACAGCCGUGAUGCUCAGGUGUUCGACGGGGGGACGUUCCUACAGGACUACCCUGUGCCCUUGGAGGACGUGGCUGUCUUCUUACGCAGAAGCUGAGUCACAUGACUGAUCCACCGAGUCACCUGACUUAUCCUGUUACUGUUUUGAAUCAAACCCUUUUUUUUUUGUAUUACUAGUGCUGUUCUUAACUUGCACUUUUCCACUAAAGACUAUUGACCCUGUCUCAGGGCUUGAGAUGAUAUGUAGAAAGAUUUUUUUUAUACUUGCACUUUACAGUUCAUUAUGAUUUUUUUCCUUUGUCACAAUUGUUUUCUUACUUUUGAAAAAAUGUUAAUCGGUUUUACCUCUUGGCUGAUUUGUUUCCGGACUUUUUGAUCUGUUCUGCUUUUUUUUGUAUGUAAGUUCCGGAGAAAUCUGUGCGUUUACAUACCGCAUUUCUACAAUCUUUAAAUCGCUUCUGGCUCUCUUGAUAAGGAGGAACAAAGAAUCGGAAUCUCUCAAGAAGACCAAAUGAAGAUAUAGCAGAACUAAGGAAGAGGCUUAUUGGGAUGAACUAGCUCACAGAAAGCUUCGUACAGAGGCCGACGCACCGUGAUACUGUAUGUUUUGCUAACUCAUCGGAGACGCUUUUACUUGAACUAUUCAGGCCAAAGGGCUGAUGUUUGAUGAAUGUACCUCAAGUUAUGGUUUUUCAGAUCUUUACAGAGUCAUUAGACAAAGCAAUCUUACCCCUUAGCACUUAUUCAGUAGUUCAACUUAAUUUAUCAACAUACCACUCUGUCGGACACGUAUGAAUGUCCUCUAGUGCUGUAGGCCAGAUAUACUUGAGGCCAAGCCACUGUAAUUGUACCUCUGGCUAUAUUUGAAUUUAGUUUAUUUGUUGCCUUCAUACUGACCUGCUGUAGUAAGGUAUUUCAAAUGGGUUGCUAUUUUUUUGUAUGUCUGAUGUUGAUGUACUCUUCAGAAGAAAUCCUUGUUGACGACACCGCAGAGGUUGAAAUUAGCUUUUUAAUAGAGAGUUAAAAAUGUUAGGAAAUACACUUAUUUGCUUUCUUGCUGAGAGUUAGAUGAGAAGACCGAUACCUAUG
This is a messenger RNA of Trematomus bernacchii (emerald rockcod), 3187 nucleotides long. RefSeq names its product SITS-binding protein. The coding region runs from base 123 to 2195 and encodes 690 amino acids. The record is from RefSeq and is a predicted model, not a curated record. NCBI's taxonomy places the organism in Eukaryota, Metazoa, Chordata, Actinopteri, Perciformes, Nototheniidae. The transcript is spliced from 10 exons.